Molecule: messenger RNA, 2264 nt
Organism: Oncorhynchus masou masou (cherry salmon)
Lineage: Eukaryota; Metazoa; Chordata; Actinopteri; Salmoniformes; Salmonidae
Product: trypsinogen-like protein 3
Exons: 4
Coding region: 645-1001 (118 amino acids)
Biological process (GO): proteolysis
Cellular component (GO): secretory granule
Molecular function (GO): serine-type endopeptidase activity
Source: RefSeq, a predicted model, not a curated record
CAUGAUGAAGCUGCUACUGCUGGCCUUGGCUUUGGGGUGUGCAGGUGAUACUGUAAUACACAGUAUCUACAGCAUUGUGAGACAGUUAUGCAAUGCCUGGGGUGACUCGUUGGACUUGUAAGAUCAAAUCCCAGAGCUGACAAGUGGCUGUUCCAGUGGAGGAGAAUGGAGCGUUGUUGCAGGAAGUUUGUCAACCCCACUCCAGACCCUGGCAGGUCGACCUGUGGAACACUAAGGGGGGCUGGUAUGGGGAGGAAAGGUGUAGUGGUGCCCUCAUCAACGAGUGGUGGGUGCUUACCUCUUGGAACUUUGUUGAGUAGGUAUUCCCCCCUUUUCCGAAAUCAGUGUAAAAUGCAUGCAGCCCAUAUGUUCACCGAAAAGUUCCUCUCUACUCUACUCUACUCUACUCUACUCUACUCUACUCUACUCUACUCUACUCUACUCUACUCUACUCUACUCUACACCUCCUCAGACCUGGCCACACUAUGGUUUCUCAGGGGGAGCAUGACCUGACAGUGGAGGAAGGGACAGAGCAACACAUCCGGGUGGCCAGAUAUGUGCAGCACGGGCCAUAAGCACGAGGUCCCUCUCAUAGCCUGGCAAUGGUGUAGCUGGCAGAGCCUGCCCGGUUCACUCAGCAUGUCAUGCCCGUCGCACUACCAACACGCUGCACUCAGCUCCACGAGAAGUGUCUGGUCAGCGGCUGGGGCUCCAUCGUACCGGGACAGGACGAGCCCAAACUAAUCCUGAAGUGUGAAACACAGCGGGUCAUUGAUGACAAGAUGUGCCGGAUAGCCUUUCCCCUUUAUUGGAUUGAACACACAUUCUGUGCUAAAACCAUCAUCUCGACCGACAACUGCCUGUCUGACCAGGGCAGUACUGUGGUGUGUGAGGGUGAGCUAAAGGGGUUGUUCUGGUCCGGUUCUUCUGACGUUGGUUUGUACACCCGCCUGCGCCUGUACCUUGACUGGAUCAAUGACACCAUGAAUGAACACCCCUGAUCCUACACCUGAACCUGUGUGGACCACCGCAGCAGCAGCUACAACAUGGUGAUUGAAAAGAAAAACAAAGUGAUAUGUACUGAAAUGUUCUGUUCACCAGCCCCAUUGAUCACAUCCAGUAUGUGUUUUUUUCAUUCACCAGCAGAGGGCAACAUAGACUAAUAAUAAUGGCCUAUCAAAAACAUCUGAGAAAUUUCUUGGCUAUAACAUAUCACACAUUAACAUUUAACAUUAGAAGCCUCCUCCCUAAGUUUGUUCUAUUCACUGCUUUAGCACACUCUGCCAACCCGGAUGUUCUAGCUGUGUCUGAAUCCUGGCUUAGGAAAAACACCAAAAAUUCUGAAAUUUUAAUUCCAAACUACAACAUUUUCAGACAAGAUAGAACUGCCAAAGGGGGCGGUGUUGCAAUCUACUGCAAAGAUAGCCUGCAGAGUUCUGUCCUACUAUCCAGGUCUGUACCCAAACAAUUUGAACUUCUACUUUUAAAAAAUCCACCUCUCUAAAACAAGUCUCUCACCGUUGCCGCCUGCUAUAGACCACCCUCUGCCCCCAGCUGUGCUCUGGACACCAUAUGUGAACUGAUUGCCCACCAUCUAUCUUCAGAGCUCGUGCUGCUAGGCGACAUAAACUGGAACAUGCUUAACACCCCAGCCAUCCUACAAAAUCUGGACCCCUACAAAUCAGCCGGGCUAGACAAUCUAGACCCUUUUUUUCUAAAAAUGAUCUGCCGAAAUUGUUGCCACCCCUAUUACUAGCCUGUUCAACCUCUCUUUCUGAGAUUCCUAAAGAUUGGUAAGCAGCUGCGGUCAUCCCCCUCUUCAAAGGGGGGGAACACUUUUGACCCAAACUGCUACAGACCUAUAUCUAUCCUACCGUGCCUUUCUAAGGUCUUCGAAAGCCAAGUCAACAAACAGAUUACCGACCAUUUCGAAUCUCACCAUACCUUCUCUGCUAUGCAAUCUGGUUACAGAGCUGGUCAUGGGUGCACCUCAGCCACGCUCAAGGUCCUAAAUGAUAUCUUAACCGCCAUCGAUAAGAAACAUUACUGUGCAGCCGUAUUCAUUGAUCUGGCCAAGGCUUUCGACUCUGUCAAUCACCACACCCUCAUCGGCAGACUCGACAGCCUUGGUUUCUCAAAUGAUUGCCUCGCCUGGUUCACCAACUACUUCUCUGAUAGAGUUCAGUGUGUCAAAUCAGAGGGUCUGCUGUCCGGACCUCUGGCAGUCUCUAUGGGGGUGCCACAGGGUUCAAUUCUUGGACCGA